Messenger RNA from Anopheles aquasalis, 1461 nucleotides. RefSeq names its product probable chitinase 2. Gene Ontology annotation, molecular function: chitinase activity; chitin binding. The record is from RefSeq and is a predicted model, not a curated record. Gene Ontology annotation, cellular component: extracellular region. Gene Ontology annotation, biological process: chitin catabolic process; carbohydrate metabolic process. NCBI's taxonomy places the organism in Eukaryota, Metazoa, Arthropoda, Insecta, Diptera, Culicidae.
AUGGCUAAAUUAGCCGCCUUCUUUGGACUCUUCGCGGCGCUCGCUUGCGCUUCUCUGAUAGCCCAGGUUGAAAGUAAGGAGGUAGUGUGUUACUACGGAACGUGGUCCGUAUAUCGGCCCUCUAAUGGCAAAUUCACCCCGGAGAACAUCGAUCCCAACCUGUGCACCCAGUUGAACUACGCCUUCUUCCACAUCAAUACCGAUGGCACGAUCAAACUGGUCGAUCCUUGGGUUGAUUUGCCCGAUGGUGGGGGUUAUAACACUAUCGCCAAGGUAAACGACCUGAAGCAGAUUAAUCCCUCGCUCAAAACGAUCGCCGCCGUCGGUGGAUGGGACGAUGAACAUGCGGUUGCUGGCAACUUCGCAAUCGUCGCUGCCAAUCCUUCCCUGCGUGCUGCUUUCGCCAGAAAUGCUGUUGCGUUCCUGCAGCAGUACGGCUUCAAUGGUAUGGACAUCGAUUGGGAGUAUCCGGCUAAAUGGCAAGCAGAGGGCAAGUCUACGCCAGCGGACAAGGCAAACCUGGUACUUUUGCUGCAGGAACUGCGCAAAGCCUUUACUCGGUACGGCUACCUGCUGACGGUUGCCGUCGGUGCUACGCGAUCGCUUGGUGAAAUAGCGUACGACGUACCAGGCAUUUCUAAGGAGGUGGAUUACAUCAAUCUGAUGGAAUAUGAUAUGCAUGGUUCCUGGGAAAACAUCGUUGGCCACCAUGCUCCGGUGUACGCAGCAUCAGGAGAUAAUGCUGAGCUAUCGAUCCUGGACAGCGUUAAGUACUGGCUGAGCAAGGGAGCCGAUCCUGCCAAACUCAAUCUUGGAGUUCCAUUGUACGGCAGAACAUUCACCUUAACUGACCCGAGUCAAACGCAAAUUGGAGCCCCUGCCAGCGGUGGUGGUGCAGCAGGACCUUACACACGAACAGCAGGAUUUCUGGGUUACAACGAGAUUUGCGAAAACCGAUGGCCUCGAUACUGGGAUAACGUCAGAGGGGCCACUUAUGCCGUUACCGGUAACCAGUGGGUAGGUUAUGAUGACGUGCAGAGCAUCAAGCUGAAGUGCAGCAUCAUUGCCCAGUACGGGCUUGGAGGGGGCAUGGUAUGGUCGAUCGAUACUGAUGACUUCCUUGGCCGCUGUGGAACUAGGUACGAGCUCCUGAGUACCCUUAAAGGAUGCGUAAAUGGCGUUUCGUCAGCACAACCGAACCGCCAGCAGCCACAACUAUCAAGCCCUCACAGACCAUGGCGAAACGCGCUUCGACCCCUUCCAAACUUUCGAUUCAGUUUGUCUGCCGUGCCAAAGCUUACUUCCAGCAUCCAACCAACAGCAACAAGUUUUGCAUCUGGAGUAGCGCAAUCGCUACCACGUUCUGCUGAACUCGCGGUCUCUAUUUCAAGGAAUAGCUCUCCAUCUGCCACAGGACGAACGAUGUAUCUUGCCGAAAUGAUCUUUCUGCGUUCGAAAUAG